Messenger RNA from Ectocarpus sp. CCAP 1310/34, 2062 nucleotides. Lineage: Eukaryota; Phaeophyceae; Ectocarpales; Ectocarpaceae. The record is from the annotation of a GenBank genome assembly.
CCGGUGGGUCUGGCGUACUGCUGCCUACGUCACCCUUCAGAGUGUCACUGUCCUCCCCUGUCGAAAGCCGCUUCCCCUCCUCUUGUCGCAGGCGCGUCGUUAGUAGGGACUUUCACCGGGAUCAGCAGGAGAGUCAGGAGUCAGGAGUGGCGGAGGUUGUGGGAAAAGAACAAAAUUGCUUUGUUCUUUGCAUCCAUCCCAUUCCUGACCUGCAACGCUGCCAACCUCCCUUGAGAUCAUGGGGGGUUGUAGCAGUCGCUUCCAGGAACGAGGAACGCACACAGCUGCUGUCAAGGGAAGAGACGGGGGGCUCAUCGGGGAAGCUUGGAAUAAGAACGAGGCUGCUGCUGCUGCUGCUACUGCUGCUGCUGCUGCUGCUGCGGCGGCGGCGGCGGCGGCGGCGGCGGCUGUACCAGCAGCAGCGGCAGCACCGGAAAUCUUGUCCGUUUCAAGCAGCACCACCAGCUCGCCCACAACACGCACGCAGUGUCCAUGUUGCCCAAGACCCACCGCCGCCACCCCCACCACCGCCACCGCUCCCAACCCCUUUGCCGUAGAGGUCGUAUCACCGCAACGACGAGCGUCAGGUCGUGCGUCAACGGUCUUGGUCCGAAGGAGAAGGCACCCCCCCACUGGUUAUCCAGAUGAGAUCCUCCGCUCCUGCAUCUUAGGCUUCCUGGGCGCCGGGUGCCUGCAAAGGGCGAGCGGUGCUUGCCGGGCCUGGAGGGAUGCUGCCGUCGACGAGCAACUUUGGAAGGAGCUCUGUCUGAGGCGCUGGGUCGGCAAGCACGUAGCUCUCCUGGAAGACUGCCACCACUUCUACCAGCAGCAGCGGGAGCAGUCAGAGAAUGGAGAUGAGGGAGAGGCAUUGGAAGAGCAGCAGCAGCGGCAGCAGCAGUUACAGCCCAUCGAGCUUGCCCGAAGCCUUAGCGGCGGCCUUGAGGAGCUCGUGGCCGCGAUGCCGAUCAAGGUCAUGAAGAGACGCCUCCACGAGCUGGGGGCAAACCCCGCCAGGCUUGCGGCCUGCCUGGAAAAGGACGAGUGCGUGUCGCUGAUGAUGGGGUCGAUGCUUCUGUCGAGGGACGGCCUCUUGCGGCAGAAGGGACAACUGCCGGCAUGGCUAUCGCGGGUGAGGGGCUGGCGGUGGAGCUUCCACUUCGCCGACAAGGACGCCAAGCGGCAGUGGAUGACCAUGGAGGACCUGGCAAGAACGCCCUGGAUGAUGAGCUUUCCGGGGCAUGUGUCGUCCGCGGUGCCGCCGCCGCCGCUUCUGGCCGUCCGCUGCGAGUUCCACCGGGACUUCACCUACACCGACGCGGGGUUCCACCAGGACGGGCUCGUGUGGCACUUCGAAGACAACCACCACUUCGUCAAGGUGUCGAACUACCCGGCUCUAGAGGUCGAACGAGACGAGAAAUCCUGGGGGUGGAGGCUAAUCAACGCGCAUGUCACCUUCCAGCAAGACCGGGCGCUGCCGCCGUCGAGUGUUGGCACCAAGCUGUAUUGAGUAGUUUUGCCGACAGUAUAGGAUAGAACUAUGUAUUUGGGGGCUGCGUGUACGGAGGUGCGGACAUUUGUCAUCCCUUUGAGUGCGGCGUGUAACGGUGAUCUUUGGUCGUCGUAAUGUUACCGGUGAAGGAAGGUCGUGGUGGUUGUGGUGAAUGCUGUCGGUGUUGUCCUCUCUUAUAAAAUGUUGUUUGCAUACAAAUAUGCGCACAAAGAACCAUGAAAGAACUCUGGUUCUAGCACCUAUUCGAGAUUAGACUAUCAUGUCCCGGUGGAUCGGUCGAAGUGGAUACGUUGCAGUCUUUUACAGCAGUUGUAAGGCCCUGCUGGACACGGGACUCAUUCGAGUCUGGUUACGUGAAUGCACAGAGAAACGAACCUCUUCUUGUUGAAGGUAUAGUCUAUGGGGGCCGUUCGUUGUCUUCUUUUUUGCCGUCCUUGUAGCAAGCGCAGGGGACGCAGCAGUCAUGGGUGGAUUUUUGGUGAUGUGUAUGAUUCUUGGCGAAUGAGAGUGGACGCUUAGAAUCAGCGGCUUAGUCAGCGGCAAAGGGAAAGC